GUGAUGACGUCAGUGCGCGCGCGCCCUCCGAAGGAGGAGUAGGGGCCGCGAGCCGGCAGGCACCCAGGCUUCGCAGGCCCGGCACGUCCAAGCGAUGGAGUUUCCGGACCUCGGGGCUCACUGUUCCGAGCCGAGCUGUCAGCGCUUGGAUUUUUUGCCACUCAAAUGCGAUGCCUGCUCCGGCAUCUUCUGCGCAGACCAUGUGGCCUACGCCCAGCAUCACUGUGGAUCAGCUUACCAAAAGGAUAUCCAGGUACCUGUGUGCCCGCUCUGUAAUGUGCCUGUGCCGGUAGCCAGAGGGGAGCCUCCUGACCGGGCCGUAGGAGAGCAUAUUGACAGAGACUGUCGCUCUGAUCCGGCACAGCAAAAACGCAAGAUCUUCACCAAUAAGUGUGAACGAUCUGGCUGCCGGCAGCGAGAGAUGAUGAAACUGACUUGUGACCGCUGUGGCCGCAAUUUCUGCAUCAAGCACCGUCACCCACUGGACCAUGAUUGCUCUGGUGAAGGUCAUCCGACCAGCCGGGCAGGGCUUGCUGCUAUCUCCAGAGCACAAGGUCUGGCUUCUACAAGCACUGUCCCCAGUCCAAGUCGGACCUUGCCUUCGUCAUCCUCCCCCAGCAGGUAGGUCUAUGCAUUUCUCCUCUCCCCAUUUUAACCCCUUCACAUCUCUGACCGCAGCCUGUUUAAUGUCUUCCGUAGGGCCACACCCCAGCUUCCACCCAGGACAACUUCUCCAGUUAUUGCUUUGCAGAAUGGCUUGAGUGAGGACGAGGCCCUGCAGCGUGCCCUGGAACUAUCCCUUGCGGAGGCUAAACCCCAGAUCCCAAGUUCUCAAGAGGAAGAAGACCUGGCGUUAGCACAGGCACUGUCAGCCAGUGAGGCAGAGUACCAACAACAGCAGGCGCAGAGCCGUAGCUUGAAGCCGUCCAACUGCAGCCUGUGCUAGGGUCUGGGCUUGGGGAGGAAGGCUCACCCAAGGACUGUGGCCCUCACAUCUCCAGGGUACACAGGCAAAGGAAGCACAGAGAAGCCUGGAUCACAGAGACAAGCAGGAGUAAUGUGGAGGAUGUUCCAUGGAGCCUGGAGAGGAAGGAAGCUUGUGCAGAAGAGGGUGGCUGAGAAGCGCUCUCUGGUUGGGGCCUUGGUAGGUGCUAACCAGACUCAAUCCCCACAGCCUCUUACAUCGUAUUACCCCACUUUUCCCUGGGGCUGCCACAUGUAGCAGACAGGGAGAGGGCUGGGAAGAGUAAAGACUGGUGAUUAGUAAGA
Molecule: messenger RNA, 1269 nt
Organism: Rattus rattus (black rat)
Lineage: Eukaryota; Metazoa; Chordata; Mammalia; Rodentia; Muridae
Gene: Zfand2b
Product: zinc finger AN1-type containing 2B
Exons: 9
Coding region: 95-625 (176 amino acids)
Biological process (GO): protein targeting to ER; proteasome-mediated ubiquitin-dependent protein catabolic process
Cellular component (GO): cytoplasm; endoplasmic reticulum
Molecular function (GO): zinc ion binding
Source: RefSeq, a predicted model, not a curated record